CACGACGAUAGUACCGUGAAAGAGGCGGAUUUGUAGUACGUAUUCCAUAUAUGGCACAACCUAACAAGCGAAUAGAAGCACCUGAGUAAUCACAAAAUGGCGGUAAAACUGCAUGGGCUGCAUGGGCUGCAUGGGCUGCGUAUUACGGUGAAACAUUUGGUUGCAUAUAGCUAUUAGAUGCAUGGGCUCACACUCGGAUUAACUAAACAAUGAUUUCAAGGCUAUCUCAAGUAACUCUUCUUUGCCAGUGCAAAUUCAAACUGUUAUUUGUUUUGAGUUUGUUGACAUUGCUGUUAGUGCUGAGUUACCAGUACUUUUCCAUUGCUGGUCUUGCUAAUACAAACACCGAGUAUGRUAAACAUAURAAAUCACAAUGGUUAUAUGAAAGACCAUUGCCCAAGAACGUACAUCAAAACGUCAAGUCUUGGUAUAGGAUCAUUGCAGAAAAUACCGAGCGAAAUAACUUUUGGAAAUCAGUAUGGAUAUAUGAAAGACCAUUGUCCAAGGCAUUACUUCAAGAUAUAAAAGCAUGGGAUAUGGAUGCAUCACUACAUGUCUUCUGUGGCACUUUUGCUUGUGUAAAAGAUUUGGCAAACACCAAUCGAAUUACAGCCUCAUUUCUGGUAAUUAGUACACUAAUUAAUAAUACUGUUUUUGAUACCUGGUUUAGAAGGCAUCCUUUGAAUAAAAUCCUUGAAGAAGAGAACUUUGAGGAUCAUUUGCAGCAAGUAGUGGCAUUGACUUUGAUCUUCCGCAAAGGUGGUACAUAUUUUGAUCCAAGACUGAAAAAGGAACUAUUGCACACUUUACCUGCUAACACAACAUGCAUUGCCGUUGCAUCUAGCACCAAUUUGCCCAGUAUCGUGGGGCUAUUCAACUUUCCCAAGGAGCAUCCAUUAAUUUGGAAGAUCGGAGAAGUAAUGUUAAAUCAGUAUAAAAGAGAUGCUGACGACGUAAAAAAAUGGCCWAUCAGGUUUAAUUUUAGAGAGAUAUCUUCGAUUGCCUGCAAAUCAUAUCCUGAUAUUUGCGCAAAAAUUAUCGACCUUGAUAGUAAACACUUCUAUAUGGAAACUCCCAAUAUUGAGAAUAGUUUUGGUACAUUAUCUUACGAUGCCAGAGUUCGUGUUGCUGGUGAUGCGAAUCUCGGCGAUGAGAUCCAGGGAUUUCCAGGAUUGCAAUUUCUCCCUUUCAUGAACGAGUUUGUUGAAACAGAUCAACUUCACUCUACUAACAAAAAAAAGAACAUUACCACAUUUUUCAACGCUUGGUGGGGUUCUCCCUCACAACAAUGGCCACCACCAAUGCACAUUGACCCCAUAAUGUUAUCCAUGCACUUAGGAAAUUCCAUCAAGCCUAUGAUAACGAACAAUUUACCUUAUCUUAAAGGGAAAUCGCCCAUUGGAUGUCGUGACCCAGCUACCCUCGAGUUUCUUAGAAGUCAAGGAGUGGAGGCAUUUUAUUCAAGUUGUAUGACUCUAAUGAUGAAAAAUCCCAGCAAARGYGCUGAAAGAACUGACAACAUUUAUUUGGUGGACGUCAACGAUGCGGUAAGAAAGCUGCUACCAUCGGRGAUUCAACAAAAAGGCAUUUCAUUGGAGCAUAACGUGAAAGGAGAAUCGCGUUUAAAUAAAUUGGCUAGAUUUAGAUCAGCUUACAGCUUAAUUGAAAACUAUGCUCGAGCAAAGUUAGUUGUAACGCAGCGCAUCCACUGUGCAUUACCAUGUGUUGCCAUGGGAACACCAGUCAUAUUCAUUAAUUCUACCAGCAUGCCUGGUGGUGGCGGUACAAAGAGGAAGAGCUCGCCACAAACUGAAGGAUUCCAGGAACUCUUCCACAUGCUGGAUUUGUACAAAAUGUCAAGUAAUGACGCCAAAAAGUGGCUACAAAACUUUGAUUGGAGCAAUCCUCGCCCUCUUUCGUCUUCUUCAAGUCUUCUGAAAAGGUUAAGGGCAACAUCAUGGAAUAUAAUUCGUCGGAAAAGAAAAUUGCACGAGUCUGCGUUGAAAUUCGGUAUCAUUCCUUACCAUAAUUCUCUUCUUAAGGAGGACAAAAAUAAGCAAGAUUUGUUUCAUCUGAUAUUCACUACUCGUGAAGCUCAAGUUGUUGAAGUAUUCUCUGAUAAAAGUAAAGUUUCAGCUCGAUUCAACUGGCGACACUGGCGUUGCAUCGAGUCGAUCUUUUAUCAUCAUCCACUUGCAAAAGUACUAGUACACAGCAAUACAUUACCACUUGCAAUGUUUGAAGUUCUUGAGGAAUCUGGAUAUGAUAUCGAAGUCCGAAGAUAUAACUUAUGGGACAUAGUCAAAGGCACCCCCGCCGAAAAUUUUAUGAAAGAAAAGUAUAAGAAAGUUAGAAAUGGUAAGUUCUGGUACAGCCAUGAGACUGAUCUUCUGCGMACAGCCAUACUUUAUAAAAUGGGUGGUGUGUACAUGGAUACCGACGUUAUACUGGUGCGAUCUCUUAGAAAGUUACCCAUCAAUGUUGUGGGAUAUGAAGUUGAUGGGAGAAUGAUGAACGGAGCAUUCAUGUAUUUUGAGAAAAAUCAUCGAUUUUUAUUUGAAAUUUUGAGGCAUUUUAAUCAAGAAUACAGGCCAAAUGGGUGGGGAAAUGUUGGUCCUAUUCUUAUUACCAAGUUAAAUCCUUCUGCUCAUUACAAUGUCACUGUUCUAGAUCAUUAUGCAUUCUACAUGUUCCACUAUUUCAAGGUACUUUAUGAAUGUUUUCAGCAAACAAAUGGAGCAACGUUUAGAGAAAACAACGAGAUUUUGAGAGAAAAAGCUUUUGGUGUUCACCUAUUUUCUAAGUACAGCGGGAAAAUUGGUUUGAAAAAGAAAUUGAAAGAGGGAACAAUAUGUAAAAAACUAUUCAACGCGUAUUGCAUUUUGUGUGACAAACGAUAUUAGAUCAGGUUCAAAACAGCACGAAAUCGCAAAUUUCCGCUUCCUUUGUGAGGUCAGAAAAAAUGCAUAAAGAAGUGUUUUGAGAAAACAUUUCCCUUUUUACGUUUACUUUACUCUCAUUAAUAUUCAUACAAGGCAAUAAACAAUAGAAAUCAUAGCCAA
Messenger RNA from Exaiptasia diaphana, 3062 nucleotides. RefSeq lists its product as uncharacterized. The record is from RefSeq and is a predicted model, not a curated record. The transcript is spliced from 2 exons. NCBI's taxonomy places the organism in Eukaryota, Metazoa, Cnidaria, Anthozoa, Actiniaria, Aiptasiidae. Gene Ontology annotation, biological process: glycosphingolipid biosynthetic process; G protein-coupled receptor signaling pathway. Gene Ontology annotation, cellular component: membrane. Gene Ontology annotation, molecular function: G protein-coupled receptor activity; hexosyltransferase activity. Bases 210 to 2903 code for a protein of 897 amino acids.